Molecule: messenger RNA, 714 nt
Organism: Astrephomene gubernaculifera
Lineage: Eukaryota; Viridiplantae; Chlorophyta; Chlorophyceae; Chlamydomonadales; Astrephomenaceae
Source: the annotation of a GenBank genome assembly
CACCAUUAACGGAACCCAGAAACCGAAGGCGUACGGCAGAGCCUUCAUUGCUUCAGUCGCUGGAAGCUCGACUGCUCUUCAACCCGUCGUUUAUUGUUUUCACAUGCUGCAAAGCUAGGGCAUUACUCUACUGCUACCUACAUGCUUCCGCUGUCAUCGACCUGCCGCCUGCACCCUAAUCGUCCCACAGCGACAUCUGUUUUCUUUGCUCCAAAGCGCUCUAUAGGCCAACGACAUGAUGCAUCGAUAAUUGCCCAUGCUAGGGCCAAUUGGGCAUCAUGUGACAGCCGUGUGCAACGGGUUGUUCCGUCUCGGCAGCCGCUGACAUGUUCCGCAGCUUCCAAAGACGGAGCAGACACCGAGGAGGAUGUGCAGUACCUAAGCGAUGAUGAGGUGGACGAGCUCAUCUCCGACGCGGCGGGCUUCAUCUGCGUGCUGGACGAGCUGCGCCCGCUGGACUCCGCCGCCUACAACCCCUUCUGGGAGGUGUGGACCCGCAUCGCGCGCAUCCCGCCCGAGGAGCGCCCCCGCCUGCUGGAGGAGCUGGAGCCGGGCUGCCUGCGGUCGCUGUGGAAGGCCAGUGUGGGGCGCUACGUGCUGGAUGAGGGGCGGAGCAGGGAGCUGUUUGGAGGGGGCGAGGAGGAGGAGGAGGAGGAGGAGGAGGGAGAGGAGGGGGAGGGAGGAGGAGGGGCGAGUAUUUGGGACGACUUUCCU